UCAAGAUUUGAUGAGAGAAAUGAUUCAAGAUAUGAAAGAAGAAAGCAAUGAAAAUUUGGGAGAUGAGAAGAAUGAAAUAUUAGAGGAAGGAAAAAUUGAAUAUUUGGAAGAAAAGAAUGAAGAUUUGGAAGAUAAAAGAGAAUUAAAUGAAGCUAACAAACAUUUAAUGAUAGAGAAUAAUCAAAAUUUAUUAUCUAAAAAUCUGGAUAAAGGAAAAAUUGAGAUAACCCAAACAAAUGAUAAUGAAGUGGAGAUAUCCGCUAAUGAAAAUCAUGAAGACGAAGAACAAAAAGCUAAUAUGAUUGAUAAAAAGGAAGAAAAUAUUUUGAAAAAGGGGGAAAGAGAAGAUAAUGAACUUGUCCCAGUUAAUGAAGUUAUUUCAAAAGAAAAUCACAAAGACUUCAAAUCAUUUUCAAAAUUCACUCCUUUUCACCCAAAAAUGUUUUUAGAGGAAAAAUUACUAUUUGAAGCUUAUGAAAAAUUUAUUGGAGGUAAAGGAGAUCCAAAGAAAAUAAUUCCAGCAUUGGAAAUUGGAGUGAUUAUUGAUGAAAUUAAAAAACGUUUUGAUUAUAUCAAGAGAUUCAAACAAAAUAAUAUUGAAAAAGUAAUAAAUUGUGAAGAAAAUAAAAAUUCAACUAGAAUUUUAUUCGGGAGUUUAAAAGGUAAGGAGAAAGGAUUUUCGGUGGGAAUAAGCAUUUUUGGCUUAUUGUAA
Meloidogyne enterolobii is the source of this 712-nucleotide messenger RNA. NCBI's taxonomy places the organism in Eukaryota, Metazoa, Nematoda, Chromadorea, Rhabditida, Meloidogynidae. The record is from the annotation of a GenBank genome assembly.